This is a messenger RNA of Eimeria acervulina, 858 nucleotides long. RefSeq lists its product as hypothetical. NCBI's taxonomy places the organism in Eukaryota, Apicomplexa, Conoidasida, Eucoccidiorida, Eimeriidae. The transcript is spliced from 4 exons. The record is from RefSeq and is a predicted model, not a curated record. Bases 1 to 858 code for a protein of 285 amino acids.
AUGGGGUACUUACACUGCAAUCUGCUGCGUCUUCGCUCUUCUUCAAGCUCUUCUUUUCCCCAUGUCUAUCUUCUUCUUUCUCCUUUAUCAUUUGAUGAUUUUAAUCCAGAUGAAAAGGCCAAGCAGCAGAAGCAGCAGCAAAAGGCACAUAGGCAGCAGCAGCAGCAGCAGCAGCAGCAGCAGCAAAAGCAGUAUUUGCUGCUGGUGGCGUUCAAGCAGAGCGAGCACUCCACUGUGUAUUUCUACUUGCCGACAGAUGCAGUUGCUGCAGCAGCAGAGACGUAUCUUGCUGCAGCUGACAGCAAUAACUGCAGCAGCAGCAGCAGCACAGAAGCAGCAGCAGCAGCGCAGCACCUGCUGCAGCUCGUACAGAAAACUCUCCUACCUAACGACUUCUCCUUCAUUGCUAGCCUCAGCUGCAACUUCUGGGGCCCCACCUCUGAGACUCCCGAAGGAGGGAUCAACGACGCGAGCAAAUGGGGCAGCAAGACCAACAGCAGCAGCAGCAGCAGCAAGAGCAGCAGCAGCAGCAGCUUCUUGCUGCAGCGUCUGCCGCACAGCGAGCAGCAGCUGCUUGCAAAGCUAUCUUUCUCUCGCAAUCUCAGCGGUGAUGUCCCGCGAAAGAUGAAGGCUGAACUAAACAGAGAGGGGGGUGUCUAUACACUGGAGCCUCUCCCUCCUCGCUGGGAUCCGACGUUGAAUUCAUUUUCUUUGCCUUUUUACGGCAGGGCUCGUCUUCCUUCAGCAAAAAACUUUCAGAUGGUGUUAAAUACUAGUGCUUCUGCGAAGCAGCAGCAGCAGCAGCAGCAGCACGAAGCAGCAGCAGCAGCAGCAGCAGCAGCAGCAGCAACAGCAUGA